Pterocles gutturalis (yellow-throated sandgrouse) is the source of this 557-nucleotide messenger RNA. It is a transcript of the gene PDZD9, whose product is annotated as PDZ domain containing 9. The record is from RefSeq and is a predicted model, not a curated record. NCBI's taxonomy places the organism in Eukaryota, Metazoa, Chordata, Aves, Pterocliformes, Pteroclidae. The transcript is spliced from 4 exons. The annotation marks the transcript as partial. Gene Ontology annotation, molecular function: protein binding.
GGCAGUUGCCAGCACUGGAAAAUGUCUCUCGACACACACUGAUUGCAGCAUUAAAGGCAAAUAUUAGGAUGAGGGAACAAGGAUUGGGUCUCAUCAUCAUACAGAAUGGGCCAUAUCUUCAGAUAACAGGCCUUGUUGAGAAAAGCUCUGCAGCUAACGAUGGAAAGCUGAAACCAGGUGAUGUUCUAAUACAAAUUGGACAUGCUACCAUUUUAGGAUGGACUCUGCGAGAGCUUAAGCAACUCCUGCACAAUGUUCCUGUAGGAACUGCCCUACAAAUCAGAGUUUACAGAGAUUUUAUUGAAGUACCUCAACACUGGCAAAGUGCAGUUGAAUUAAUUCCUGAAGUAAAGCUUCCUGUGAUGACAGCAGACACAGGUGAAGAUGCUGAGGACGAAGGCGACACUGGGUCCAGUAGCGAUGAUGAUUUCGAUGCUAGUGGUGUUAGACCUUCUUCCUACUGGGCUAUGGAAAACAAUGAGACCAGUUCCUCUUCCUCCUCCCCGUCAGUAUCAGAUACAUCCUCUCUGGAAGAAUUUGCAUUUGUUUCAGAAUAG